ACCUCCUUAUUUUCAGAAUUUAUUAUUUUCAGGUACCUUGCCACUGGGAACAGCUUCAUUUCGUUACACUUUGAAUAUUUAUUGGGUGCCAGCACAAUUGGUCACAUCAUUAAAGAUACUUGCUCAAAAUUGUGGACAUGUUUACAACCAAUACACAUGCCUACCAAAUCAGAGGAAGAUUGGAAGGAGAUAGCAAAACAAUUUUACUUGCGAACGAACUUCCCAAAUUGCAUUGGUGCCAUUGACGGCAAACAUAUAAGAAUUCAGAAGCCAAAUCACUCUGGAUCUCUUUUUUACAAUUAUAAAAAUUACUUUUCGAUUGUGUUACUUGCUGUAGUAGACGCAGACUAUUGUUUUACAGCAAUCGAUGUAGGAUCUUACGGUAGUAACAGUGAUUCAAAUAUUCUGAAAAACUCCGCACUAGGUGCAAAGUUGAUUGAUGGCAAACUGAACAUCCCUCAAGCUCAAACUCUUCCUAAUGACGAAAAUGGAAAACCUAUGCCAUUUGUUAUAGUUGGAGAUGAAGCAUUUGCUACAUCAAGAAAUAUAGUGAGGCCUUAUCCCAGGAAGAAUUUAUCCAUGAAACAAAGAGUAUACAACUACAGAAUGUGCCGUGCUCGAAGAAUGGUGGAAUGCACGUUUGGUAUUUUAGCCAACAAAUGGCGAAUUUUUCCAUCGGCCAUUGAAUGUCCAAACGAACUUAGCGGAUGACAUUAUUAAAUCAUCCUGCGUUCUCAACAACUUUGUA
Messenger RNA from Homalodisca vitripennis (glassy-winged sharpshooter), 748 nucleotides. RefSeq names its product protein ALP1-like. The coding region runs from base 157 to 711 and encodes 184 amino acids. The record is from RefSeq and is a predicted model, not a curated record. NCBI's taxonomy places the organism in Eukaryota, Metazoa, Arthropoda, Insecta, Hemiptera, Cicadellidae. The transcript has a single exon.